This is a messenger RNA of Trichechus manatus latirostris (Florida manatee), 480 nucleotides long. RefSeq names its product calcitonin gene-related peptide 2. The record is from RefSeq and is a predicted model, not a curated record. The transcript is spliced from 4 exons. Lineage: Eukaryota; Metazoa; Chordata; Mammalia; Sirenia; Trichechidae. Gene Ontology annotation, cellular component: extracellular region. The coding region runs from base 75 to 452 and encodes 125 amino acids. Gene Ontology annotation, biological process: adenylate cyclase-activating G protein-coupled receptor signaling pathway; regulation of cytosolic calcium ion concentration. Gene Ontology annotation, molecular function: calcitonin receptor binding; hormone activity.
AGCAGGCGUUGUGCCCAUCCCGGGUGGACCGGCCUCUCUCUCUGCCUCGAAACGCGGGUCGCCAGAGAGGCGCCAUGGGCUUCGGGAAGUUCUCCCCCUUCCUCGCUCUUAGCAUCUUGGUCCUGUGGCAAGCAGGCAACCUCCAGGCAGCGCCAUUCAGGUCUGCCUUAGAGAACAGCCCAGACCCGGCUACACUCAAUGAGGAGGAAGCGCGCCUCCUGCUGGCUGCACUAGUGAAGGACUUUGUGCAGAUGAAGGCCAGUGAGCUGGAGCAGGAGACUGAGGAUUCCAGUGUCACCGCCCAGAAGAGAGCCUGCAACACUGCCACCUGUGUGACCCACCGGCUGGCAGGCUGGCUGAGCAGAUCAGGGGGCAUGGUGAAGAGCAACUUUGUGCCCACUGACGUGGGAUCCAAGGCCUUUGGCCGGCGCCGCAGGGACCUUCAGGCCUGAGCAGCUGAGGGACUCAAGGAAGAAGGUG